Messenger RNA from Mytilinidion resinicola, 3161 nucleotides. Its product is annotated as FabD/lysophospholipase-like protein. Gene Ontology annotation, biological process: arachidonate metabolic process. The record is from RefSeq and is a predicted model, not a curated record. Gene Ontology annotation, molecular function: protein binding. The coding region runs from base 420 to 3161 and encodes 913 amino acids. The transcript has 8 exons. Lineage: Eukaryota; Fungi; Ascomycota; Dothideomycetes; Mytilinidiales; Mytilinidiaceae. Gene Ontology annotation, cellular component: membrane.
CUCCCACAGUUCUAUAUAGGUCGUGUACUGUAACCAUUCCUGAACACUUCGAACACCUCCCACCUAAAAAUUACGUUCGCAUCGUUGCUUUCGCGCCUGAUUUGCGGAGAGCCUUCUUUCAUGGCGCAGCUGCCUAAAAGCACCGCUAAUUAUCCCAGCAAAACAGCUCGAAUGCGGACGUUGGCAAAACAUAGCUCCGCACUUCGAGCGCGUAACGCAACCGCUUACAGCUUUCUGCCUUCUAAAGGCCAAUGACCAGCGGCCAGCUCCGCCUGGCUUCUCAGCCUCGUCGACCUGAAGAUGGACCGGCGCUUCUGCAAGACAAAGCCAGCUCCAUGGAGCCAUUACUUUGCUGCUAUCCUUUCCAUCGCCAACCUUUACAGUUUUGCUAACCCUACUAUCCAACCUAUUCUGCCGCCAUGCCAGAACACGAGCUCCGCCUCCUGGCCCUCGAUGGAGGCGGCGUUCGAGGCCUUUCAACACUUCAGAUCUUGAAGCAGCUUAUGGCAGUCGUUGAUCCAGAAUCGCCGCCAAAGCCGUGCGACUAUUUCGACAUGAUCGGCGGCACCAGCACUGGCGGUCUUCUCGCCAUCAUGCUUGGCCGGCUUCAGAUGACGGUCGACGAGUGCAUAGACGCAUAUGUCUCGCUAUCCGACCGCGUGUUUCAGAAGCGGAGACACCGGGUGACAAUCAAAGGCAACAUCCAGGGACGAUUCGACUCGACUGAGCUAGAGCGCGCAAUCAAGGAGAUUGUUGCGAGGAAAGGCCUGACAGAGGACGCGCUCUUGAAGGACGAAGUGGACGCAAAGUGCAAAGUGUUCGUUUGUGCAACAAGCGAGGAGACGGGCGACACGGUGCGGCUCACCAGCUACCGCUCGCCACGCGGGCGUGAACGACUGCUCCGCACGGCCAAGAUAUGGGAAGCAGGCCGAGCAACGUCAGCAGCCUCGUCCUUUUUUGAUCCCAUCACAAUCGGCGACUUCAAGGAGGGCUUUGUCGACGGGGCUACAGGGGCGAACAACCCGGUGUAUGAGGUGUGGAACGAGGCUCAAGACAUAUGGCCAUCUGGCUCGCUUGAAGACAAGAUUAAGUGUUUGGUGUCGAUUGGGACGGGGGUUCCGUCACUUACGCCGUUUAAGGAUGAUCUAGUCGGUAUUGGCCAGAGUCUUCUGGCGAUUGCCACGGAGACAGAAAAGACAGCAGAGCGAUUCUCCCGCGACAAGUCAGGGCUCGACGACACGGGAAGGUACUAUCGGUUCAACGUGUUGAGAGGACUGGAGGACAUUGGAUUGGAAGACUCAAAGCGGAAGAAUGCGAUUAUCGCGGCUACAGAUCGAUACGUGGAGUCGCAGGUGGUGUUUAAGCAGAUGAAAGCUUGUGCGGACAACAUGUCCGGAAGACAAUAUGCAGGAAGCUACCGAACACCGUUUAGUCUGCAAGGCGUGCCUGUAGUGAACAAGUUUGUAGACCGGCCAUUAGAUAUAGCCGAACUCGAGCAAGCCCUUCUCCCGCAGAGACAGUGCCGCCGCAAGAAAGUAUUUGUGUUGCAUGGUCUUAGCGGAAUGGGCAAGACGCAGCUUGCUGUCGAAUUCGCAAGGAGGCACCAUCGGAAGUUCAGCUCGGUGUUCUGGCUCGAUGGCAGAACGGAAGACAGCCUCAAACAGAGCAUUGCGACUUGUGCAAGUAGGAUUCCAGAAGGGCAGAUUGCAGAGAGCAGCAGGGCGUGCUCGGCUACGGGUGAUGGCGAUAUUGAUGCCGUGGUUAGGGAUGUAGAGGGCUGGCUGAGCCUGCCGGACAAUACCGACUGGCUGAUGGUCUUUGAUAACGUUGACCGAGACAGCGAAAGGCGCGAUGCCGACCCCGACGCAUACAAUGUCACCCGGUAUCUCUCCGGAGCAGACCACGGAUCAGUGCUAGUUACAACUCGGCUCGCCAACUUGGAGCAGCUCGGUGGGUCGCGGAAGCUGGGUAAGCUUAGCAAGGACCAGGCGCAGGCUGUGUUCCGGCAACGGUAUGGAGGCACUUGUGACACAGUCAACAGCGAGGCGCUGUUGAAGCUCCUUCACGGCUUACCGUUGGCCAUUGCACAAGCUGCCUCCUAUCUGCGGCAGAGCGGAGUCGGUGUCAGGAAAUACAUCGAGCUCUACGAGCAGCAAUGGAAAGGCCUUAUGGAAUCGCAAGACCAAACCGGCAUGCCGCUUCACGAUUACCCCGACCGUAGCGUUUGGACAACAUGGACAAUUUCGUACCAUGCGAUCCGGGCUAAGAGCAUAGCGGCGGCUAACCUGCUCCUGCUUUGGGCGAGUCUGGACAACAAAGACGUAUGGUACGGUCUCCUUGGCGAAGCAAGCAAGCAAUCCGCACACGUGGCUGAUUAUUUAUCGGAGUGGCUCCCUAACGUAGCAAGCAAUGAGGUUGAGUUUCUUGGGGCGGUUCAACUAUUGCGCAGCUACUCUCUGGUAGAGGACGUGCAAGAUCUAGCGAGCUACACAACUCACCCGGUGGUGCACCGAUGGGCGUUCCAUAUGCAGGACAAGGAGCAGCGGGUGGUGUUUACGCAACUAGCAGUGGUGGUAGUCGGGUGGGCAGUGCCGCACAGGUCAGAGAAGCAGCACGCGAUGGUGCAACGUCGGCUCUUAGGCCAUGCGCAGCGGUGCUUUCAAUGGGUCGUAAGAGCGGACAUUUAUGAGGAUUAUGUAGUGCUGGGUGCAAUUCACAGGCUGGGAAUGCUGUACGCGGACCAGGGCAAGCUGGGCGAGGCAGAGAAGAUGUGCGAGCGAGCGCUGCAAGGAUAUGAGAAGGCACUCGGGGCAGAGCACACAUCGACACUCUCCACGGUUAACAACCUGGGCCUUCUCUACGCGGACCAGGGCAAGCUGGGCGAGGCAGAGAAGAUGUACGAGCGAGCGCUGCAAGGAUACGAGAAGGCGCUCGGGGCAGAGCACACAUCGACACUCGACACGGUUAACAACCUGGGCAACCUCUACAAGAACCAGGGCAAGCUGGGCGAGGCAGAGAAGAUGUACGAGCGAGCGCUGCAAGGAUACGAGAAGGCACUCGGUCCAGAAAAUGUUACCACUUAUGUCCCAGCAUUAAAUACUGCCUAUAAUCUGGGCUCGCUACUCGCUACUGAACAAAAGAAUCGCGAGGGAGAGAGUUAA